This is a messenger RNA of Penicillium paradoxum, 519 nucleotides long. RefSeq names its product multicopper oxidase-domain-containing protein. The transcript has 2 exons. The record is from RefSeq and is a predicted model, not a curated record. NCBI's taxonomy places the organism in Eukaryota, Fungi, Ascomycota, Eurotiomycetes, Eurotiales, Aspergillaceae. Gene Ontology annotation, molecular function: oxidoreductase activity. Bases 1 to 519 code for a protein of 172 amino acids.
AUGACCUACAAACUCCGCGCAGCUCAGUAUGGCACGCCGUAUUUGCAACUGAGCGACGGCAUGUAUGGUCCGCUGAUAAUCCACGGACUCGCGACUGCGGACUACGAUAUCAACCUGGGACCUGUCUUCCUGACGGACUGGUUCCACAAAAGUGCGUUUAUCGUCUGGGCAGAAAGUGCCAUGUAUGGAGGCUUCCCCGUGCGACCAAGAGCAAAUGCACCGAACAGGUUGAUUAACGGCACAAAAGUAUUUCUCUGCGACGAAUCAGAUGACUCAGCCUGCUUGGGGACCGGGAAAAGCUCAGAGGCCAUAAUCCAGAAGGGCAAGAAGUAUCGUCUCCGAUUGCUCGAUGCUCAGACAGAUGGGUGGAUGAAGAUCUCGAUUGAUGGGCGUAAACGCACAGUCAUUGCGGAGGACUUGGUUCUGAUUGUGCCGUAUACGACUGAUGGCGUGAUUCUUGCUUCGGGUCAACGGUAUGAUGUUGUAUUCGAGGCGAAUGAGGAUGUUGGUAACUAUUAG